AUGGACGUGUUUAGAUUCAAAGACAUAGUUCUUGUGUUUAUCUUAUCCUUCAUUUACACAGUACUUGAGCAUGGUGUCAUGGAAUUAGUUGUAAUGAUAAUGAACAAUGUCCAAUGGUUCACCAUAACUUUGCCCUAUGAGUUUCUAUGGCAACGUUACUGCAAUCCCUUCCCCUAUCAAAGCAUAGUUAGUCAGAGAGCUACGAACAAAGAAAUCCUUUUAAUUGAAAUGUUGCGUAAGUAUUUGGUGUCGUCUUCCGGUCUAUUCUUUCUGAGCCAGGUGUUCCAAUGGGUUAAUUGGAUCCGGAGAUUACGAUCCUUGGGUGAAGGCUUAGGGGACUUUAAGACCUACACAAUCAACAGCAAUGGAGUUCGGGGAAACUGGAUCUACUCUAAUAACCGAAUCUCUGCUUCAAAUCAUGAUAUCAUCAUCUUCUUUAUCCCUGGCGGGUUGAAUGGUUAUGGUAAGGGGAAUGCGGAAAUGUAUACGGAAUACCUUUCCAUAUUAAGUAUCAACCUAUUGGAACAAGGGUUUGGAAAUCCUUUGAUCUUUAUCCCACAAUCCACCGCUUCUCAUCAUUCAACUUAUACAGAGAUUAUACCUUUUCUACUCAAAAGUUAUCAAUAUGUGCUUAAACAAAGAGUGUCUCGCCAUACUCAAAUCGUUAUUGCUGGUGAUUCCACAGGAGGGACCCUUGCCUUAACCUUAUUAUUACAGAUAUCCCAACCUUCGCCGCUAAUAUCCAAGAUCAUUAAACACAACAUGGACUCAUUCCAAUGGAAGAAACCUCAAGCCAUCCUUUUGAUAUCACCGAUAUGUGAUAUCGAACGUACGACUUCCACCAGUAAAGGAUGUGACUAUAUUACAGCAACUGUAUUGUCCAAAUGGAGAAACAAUUAUGUUCCAGAUGCUAUUUUCGACUCUGAAUCAACAAGAUCAAAUGAACUGGUUUACUAUAAUCCUGGUAUGAACAGAGAUACACUUUCUUGGAAGAAAGCGAGGCCAGAAAUCGGUAUGUUUCUUAGCUUUGGAUCUGAAGAGUUGGUGGCUUCCGAUACUAUCAAGUAUGCGCUGUUUUUAAGUAGCAAAUGUCAUAUCAAACUAAGGCAAGACAGGCAAGUAGCCCAAAUCCACAAUUGGGCCCUUGUUAACUUUUACACCGAAGAUAGAGUUGAUCAUAGAGAAGUCAGUCUUCAGAUUUAUUCUGGGGCACUUUCCCGUAUGUUGCUUUGGAGUAGUUCCAGUUAUGUUAACCUGAGAAGCAAAGAACCUACCAAUGUUAUCAAGUUAGAUGAAGAUCAUACAUAG
Molecule: messenger RNA, 1308 nt
Organism: Lizanozyma spartinae
Lineage: Eukaryota; Fungi; Ascomycota; Pichiomycetes; Serinales; Debaryomycetaceae
Exons: 1
Coding region: 1-1308 (435 amino acids)
Source: RefSeq, a predicted model, not a curated record